This is a messenger RNA of Macrosteles quadrilineatus (aster leafhopper), 1208 nucleotides long. Its product is annotated as HORMA domain-containing protein 1-like. The record is from RefSeq and is a predicted model, not a curated record. The transcript has 8 exons. NCBI's taxonomy places the organism in Eukaryota, Metazoa, Arthropoda, Insecta, Hemiptera, Cicadellidae. The coding region runs from base 165 to 1208 and encodes 347 amino acids.
UAUUAAUUUUUUACAUAACUUGUUAUGAGUUAGUGUGGUUUUAUAACUUUGUAGUUUCAGACUUGUAAAAUAGUUUAAAAUCAAAUUCAAAAUAUUAUAUAAUUUUUUACAUUCAAAGUUCAUUUCUGCACAAAAUAGUUAGUCCUCAACUCAAAAUUUUCAAAAUGGUGAAGUACAGGAAGAAAACACAACCUUCUCAAAAACAGGUUGUCAGAGAAACGGUUCAAGAGUUUAUUUUGGAAAAUCCUAACAUCUCAGUUGGGAAGUCAAUAGAAUUCAUGAAGAAGCUGAUGGUGGUUUCAGUAUCUUCUAUAGCAUAUCUUCGAGGCAUAUUUCCAGCAAGUGCUUUCGCUGAAAAGAGAUUAGCUGGGCAACCAGUCCAUGUGUUGAAAGGGACUGAAGAAGCCCCAGAAGUCAAGACUUUGAUUGAAUAUAUAAGGGGGAGUUUUGACCUUGUGCAUUCACAGCAUUUAAAGAAAUUCAUUUUUUUGAUCCAAAAGGAAUUGGUUACACUUGAAACGUAUACAUUCUCCUUUGUUUACAACCACGACACAAUUGCUUGUGAUGUCCUUGGUGAAGUCGAUGGCAAAGAAGUCAUUCAUGAGCAGAACCUUGGGUUGCCUGAUGAGAUUGAGAAAUCAGUUCGACAACUUGUGCGAUGUAUCUUGACUCAUGCUGUGACGCUACAUCCUCUUCCAACGAACUUCAGUCUCACAGUAAAGCUGCAAGUUGAUGACGACACUCCAGAAGAAAUACUUCCAAACUUUCUCCAAUUAGCAGCCGAAGACGAAAUAAAAUUCCCCGGAGAGGUGGAAACUCUGAAGCUGGGCAAAGUAGAAACCAAAUAUAUGACUUUUGGUCUUGUGUCAAAAUCAACUUUGCAAGAGGGGCCUUACCAAGAAGCAGGAGUGAACCAAGAAGAGAAUUUGAUGCCUCAGGAUGACUUAGAAGAUGAGGUGAUGCCGUCCCAAGAGGAGACUUUGCAUACUUCUAUAACAAAAAUUAACUUGAUCGAUGAGAGCAAGGCAGUUGAGAAACGGCCAAACACUCCAAACCCGUUAGUAAAUAACCUUCCAGACCCAAUGGAGUUCAAACCCAGCCAGAGCCCUGACUUCAUAGAUUCAUUUGACAAAUCUGAUGAUUCAUUCAUUAUCUUGCAGUUCCUUGAAUGUGAUGCCACCAGUGUAGACAUCAAGAAAAAAGGGUAG